This is a messenger RNA of Emiliania huxleyi CCMP1516, 369 nucleotides long. RefSeq lists its product as hypothetical. The transcript has a single exon. The coding region runs from base 1 to 369 and encodes 122 amino acids. Lineage: Eukaryota; Haptophyta; Isochrysidales; Noelaerhabdaceae. The record is from RefSeq and is a predicted model, not a curated record.
AUGCCCGCCGUGCCGCUGCGGACUGUCGCCGAGGACCGCUGCCUCAUCGAGACCAUCGUGACUGGUGCUUACAUCAACCCGUGCAUGAUUGACAGCACGCGUGCGUUUGCAUGGCCUUCGGUUGGCACAGUGUCGAUCGCGCAGGGUAGCGUCGGGCCAGGCACCACCGUCUUGACCGCCGGCACAGCGCUGGCCUCCUACCUGGCUCUCGACCCCGACGGGUCCACGGCAAUUCGCGGCAAGCGAGUCGUCGAGCUUGGGUGCGGCACCGGGCUCUGCGGUAUCGUGGCGGCGCGCCUCGGCGCAUCACAGGUGCUGCUCACCGAUGGCAACUCCCCGACCUUCUCGACCGCACGCGUGCCAACGUGA